This is a messenger RNA of Microdochium trichocladiopsis, 1334 nucleotides long. Its product is annotated as mitochondrial protein. Bases 196 to 1125 code for a protein of 309 amino acids. The record is from RefSeq and is a predicted model, not a curated record. Lineage: Eukaryota; Fungi; Ascomycota; Sordariomycetes; Xylariales; Microdochiaceae. The transcript has a single exon.
CAACCACCCAAACCCCUCUCGCCAGCCACAUCGCAGUCCACCUCUUCAACCUCACUCCCCCACGAUAAUACCAAAGACAACAACACAAGCACCCACAACGGCCUCACCAAAAUAUCCACUGCCAAUUCCACUGCCAAUUCCACCGCCUCAGCCCAACACCACCACCACCACCACCACCACAACUCGGGCAACAACAUGUCCAAGCUCUCCGAGGGCCUCAAGGCGCUCAUCAACGCCUCCCACGCCCGCCCGGGCUACACAAAGGCCUCCCCCGCCGUCCAGCCCGCCCUCGCCCGCUUCGCCCGCGACGCCACAGACAGGAAAGUCGGCCUGCCCGCCUGGGUCACCGUCUCCACGGCGGUCUCGGCGACCCUGAACUGCCCCGAGGCCAUGACCUCGAUCCUCCACCUCGCCAACGACUCCUCCUCCUCCUCCUCUUCCCCACCGCGCACCCCCGUCCAGAACGCCGAGCUGAUCCGCGAGGUCGGCCUCAAGUGCAUCUCCUUCAACGGCAUCCCGCGCACGAUAAACACCCUGGGCGCCUUCCACGCCUCCCUCCCGGCCUCCAUCACGGGGGAGCUCAACACCACUCCCAAACGCAGCUACACCCCGCAGAACCUCGCGGCCCGGCAGCAGGACGGCCUGGCGCUGUGGGACUCGGUGUACCGCGGCUUCGAGCGGAAGCUGAUCGACAAGCUGGCGACGAGCCACCCGGACCUGCCCGUGCACAUCCUCGCGUCGCACUACGCGAACCUCCUGUCCGACCCCACGGCGACGAGUCCCGCGGUGCUGAAGACCCCGGAGGAGCGCAGGGCCGCGGGCGUGGUGGACGGCGCGAGGGUCGGGAGGGUGCUGACCAGCCUGGUCGCCAUUGCGUGCCUGCGCGCGCAGACGGGCGUGGGCCCGCAGGUGGUCAGCCACGUGUUUGGCCUGAGGAAGGCGUACGACGAGCGCUACGCGAGAGAGUGCGGCGGGGCAAAGAGCGACGGCGAGGACGAGGUCGAGGGUGGCGAGUGGCUCAGCACGGACGAGGGCAACGUGUGGCUGCUCGAGAGCGUGGACCGGCUCGUCGAGGCGAUUGCCGGCGGCACCACGUUUGCGCCGGGGAUGGGGAGUAAGUUGUGAGCUGGCGAGUGUGUGUGAAUCUUGAGUGUGGCAGAGGGCAAAGUGGGAAGGAGAAGAAAAAGGAAGAAGGAGAAAGCGAUUCAUGUUUUGCAGGCAUAUGAAAUGGUCGUGCUGGCCAGUCUCCGAGAGAGAUCGUCUGAUCUUGCCAUCUCGUGCUACGAGUUGUACAUAUAGAGAUAUACAUAUUGGAAUAUUACACUUGCUCCACG